CCGCGGCUUCUUUUUCUACGGACAGUGGAGUGGGGGUACGAAGCAAUGGAUAUUCGAAUUAUGGAUAUCAUGCUGGCGGUGGUGCUCCGAGGCCAAAUUUUUAGAGGAAUAAUCAAGAGCGUCUCGAUACCAUGUACAACAAGUUUCUUGCUGACCAGGAGAAAGAGACUAAGAAAAAGGAGGAAGAGGAGAGGUUAAAAAAGCAGAAGGAGGAAGAUGAACGGAAGGAGAAAUGGAAAAAGGAGAGACAACAAUUAGAGUCGGAGAUGGGUGAAAGAAUUGACAAAAAACUUGAGAAGGUGUGUGAGGCUGUUAAAGUGAAUAGGCAACCGGAUGCGACUGGGAGUUCAAGUAUGGACAACGAAUUGGCCAAGCUUAGACGUGAGAACGAGGACCUGAGGAAAGCGUUGCUUGGUGAGGGUGAGGAUGAUAGAGUUAGGAAGUUACAGAAGGAGGUCAACGACUUAAGGAAGCAGGUGUUGGACAAGUCAGGGAGGGAUGAUGAGAUGACUGCUUUGAGACACGAGAUCGAGCAACUUCGGGAAUCUACAGUUAAGGAGCAAGAAAUUGUCGGGCUCAAGCGAUUGAUUGAACAGUUGAAGACCGAGACUCUACACUGGAAAGAUGAGGCUCUUAGGUCAGGUAACAAGAGAGGCAACAUCGUGGUGAGCACACCAGAAACGAGUACGAGGCGAACGCCGAGAGCAAGAUGGACAGGCGGUGAUGCUACACCAGAGAGUAGUUGGAGAAUGGAGUACAAGAAGUUACAGAGUAUGAGACGGGUGGAUUCCUUGGAGGUUGAGGCUUUGAAGAAGAAGAAAGCGGAGGCGGAAGCUGAGGUUGCUGCAGGUCGGUGAUGAGGGACGUGAAAAGGAGCCAGGAGGAACGAAUCUAAAGGAAAGAAUGGAGGCGGUCGCUGUCAACAGUGCAAGGAAAGGCAGGAAAGCGACCCCCAACAGAAACGGGGUUAGGGCUACUCCGGCCAAAGAGGUUCAACCUGGGGAUGGGUGCACUGACCGAGCUGCCUUUGUGGAGCAACAGAAAAAACAGCUGAAGCAAUUGAGGAAGCUCUCGCUCGAGCAGACCUGCAAGGAAGCAGGGUUGAGCAUAAGAGGGAAAGUUGACGAUCUAAUCUGCCCGAUCGC
This is a messenger RNA of Chara braunii, 1145 nucleotides long. The record is from the annotation of a GenBank genome assembly. NCBI's taxonomy places the organism in Eukaryota, Viridiplantae, Streptophyta, Charophyceae, Charales, Characeae.